GCUGAGAUACGUCACGACGCACGGCGGGCCUCGCUCCACGCUCCGCGCCGCGAGCUGUCAUCAUUUCACCGGGAGAGGCGAAGGGCAUCCGGGAUAACAGCCGACUGGGGAGCUGCUGAACACGGGUUUUUCGAGUGGACAGACGCAUCAGAGGACAGUGGACGCUUGAUUUCAUCCCUCUCAGUCCUGGGACUUACCCCGGUGGAGUGACUUUGACCCCCUUGUGGUUCUGAGGUUGAGAAGGUGUCGGCCCGACCUCCCUCCCUCCCUCCCCCCGCCCGCCCGCCGCGUGACGCUUUCAGGACUUCGUAAUGCACCGUUUAAGGACUUGUGCGGUGCGGUUGCGCCCGCUCACCGCCUCGCAGGCGGCUCAAACUGUCGGCCCGCAGCGGCCAAUCACAGUCGCCUCCCCGGGGGGCGCAAGGACGUUUCUGCCCAUAAGGGGCUACACGACACCGGUGGCCUCAGAGCCGUUCCUCAACGGGACCAGCUCCAACUACGUGGAGGAGAUGUACUUUGCCUGGAUGGAGGACCCCAAGAGUGUUCACAAGUCGUGGGACGUGUUCUUCAGGAACGCGAACGCCGGUGCUCCCCCAGGAGCAGCCUACCAGUCUCCUCUGGGUCUGUCUGCUGCUCCUCAGCUCUCCUCUCUGGUGGGGGCUCAGCCCAACGUGGAGAAGCUGGUGGAGGACCAUCUGGCGGUGCAGUCCCUCAUCAGAGCCUACCAGAUCCGGGGGCAUCAUGUGGCUCAGUUGGACCCCCUCGGCAUCAUGGACGCCGACCUGGACUCGUGUGUCCCCACCGACAUAAUCACCUCCUCCGACAAGCUGGGCUUCUACGGUCUCGAUGAGUCCGACCUGGACAAAGUGUUCCGGCUGCCGACCACCACCUUCAUCGGAGGCUCAGAGAGCGCUCUGCCGCUGAAGGAGAUCAUCCGCCGCCUGGAGAUGGCGUACUGUCAGCACAUCGGGGUGGAGUUCAUGUUCAUCAACGACCUGGAGCAGUGUCAGUGGAUCCGACAGAAGUUUGAGACUCCGGGAGUGAUGCAGUUCACUCUGGAGGAGAAGAGGACGCUGCUGGCCCGCAUGGUGCGCUCCACCAGGUUUGAGGAGUUCCUGCAGAAGAAGUGGUCUGCUGAGAAGCGCUUCGGGCUGGAGGGAUGUGAGUCUCUGAUCCCGGCUCUGAAAACCAUCAUUGAUAAAUCCUCUGAGAACGGGGUGGAGAACGUCAUCAUGGGCAUGCCUCACAGGGGUCGUCUGAAUGUUUUGGCCAACGUGAUCCGUAAAGAGCUGGAACAGAUCUUCUGUCAGUUCGACUCCAAACUGGAAGCCGCUGAUGAGGGCUCUGGAGACGUGAAGUAUCACCUGGGAAUGUACCAUCGCCGCAUCAACCGCGUGACGGACAGGAACAUCACGCUGUCCCUCAUGGCCAACCCGUCUCACCUGGAGGCCGUGGACCCCGUGGUGCAGGGGAAGACCAAGGCCGAGCAGUUCUACUGCGGAGACAACGAUGGCAACCGGGUGAUGUCCAUCCUGCUCCACGGAGACGCAGCGUUUGCAGGUCAGGGCAUCGUGUACGAGACGUUCCACCUGUCCGACCUGCCGUCCUACACCACGCACGGCACCGUGCACGUGGUGGCCAACAACCAGAUCGGCUUCACCACGGACCCCCGCAUGGCGCGCUCCUCCCCGUACCCCACGGACGUGGCUCGCGUGGUCAACGCGCCCAUCUUCCACGUCAACGCUGACGACCCCGAGGCCGUCAUCUACGUGUGCAAAGUGGCCGCCGAGUGGAGGGCCACCUUCCACAAGGACGUGGUGGUGGACCUGGUGUGUUACCGUCGGAUGGGUCACAACGAGAUGGACGAGCCGAUGUUCACUCAGCCGCUGAUGUACAAGCAGAUCAAGAAGCAGAAACCGGUUCUGCAGAAAUACGCAGAGAAGCUGAUCGCUGAGGGAGCAGUGAGCCGCCAGGAGUACGAGGAGGAAAUUGCCAAAUAUGAUAAGAUCUGUGAGGAGGCGUACACUCGCUCCAAAGACGAGAAGAUCCUCCACAUCAAGCACUGGCUGGACUCCCCCUGGCCUGGUUUCUUCACUCUGGAUGGUCAGCCCAAGUCCAUGAGCUGCCCCUCCACCGGUCUGACCGAGGAAAACCUGAACCACAUCGGGACCGUGGCCUCGUCCGUCCCAGUGGAGGACUUCACCAUCCACGGAGGUCUGAGUCGAAUCCUGAAGAGCCGGGCUGAGAUGGUCCAGAAGAGGACCGUGGACUGGGCCCUGGGGGAGUACAUGGCCUUCGGCUCGCUGCUGCAGGAGGGGAUCCACAUCCGGCUGUCGGGGCAGGACGUGGAGCGAGGCACCUUCAGCCACCGUCACCACGUCCUCCACGACCAGAACGUGGACAAGAGGACCUGCAUCCCCAUGAACCACGUCUCUCCAGACCAGGCGCCGUACACCGUGUGCAACAGCUCGCUGUCCGAGUACGGAGUCCUGGGCUUUGAGCUGGGCUUCGCCAUGGCGAGUCCCAACGCCCUCAUCCUGUGGGAGGCCCAGUUUGGGGACUUCCACAACACGGCCCAGUGCAUCAUCGACCAGUUCAUCUGCCCCGGUCAGGCCAAGUGGGUCCGACAGAACGGCAUCGUGCUGCUGCUGCCCCACGGCAUGGAGGGCAUGGGUCCGGAGCAUUCUUCAGCUCGUCCAGAGAGGUUCCUCCAGAUGUGCAACGACGACCCGGACGUCAUGCCGCCACUCACAGAGGACUUUGCGGUGCGUCAGCUCUACGACUGCAACUGGAUCGUUGUGAACUGCUCCAACCCCGGGAACUACUUCCACGUCCUGAGGAGACAGAUCCUGCUGCCCUACAGGAAGCCUCUGAUCGUCUUCACUCCCAAAUCUCUGCUACGUCACCCAGAGGCCAGAUCCAGCUUUGAUGAGAUGCUGCCAGGAACCCACUUCCAGAGGCUGAUCCCAGAAGGAGGCGCAGCAGCCGAGCGCCCGGAGGAGGUGAAGCGCCUCAUCUUCUGCACGGGGAAGGUUUACUACGAGCUCACCAAGGAGAGGAGGAGCCGAGGGAUGGAGGGCGUGGUGGCCAUCGCUCGUAUAGAACAGCUGUCCCCGUUCCCCUUCGACCAGGUGAAGGCGGAGUCGGAGCGUUUCUCCAACGCCGACCUGGUCUGGUGUCAGGAGGAGCACAAGAACCAGGGUUACUAUGACUACGUGAAGCCCCGCAUCAGGACCACCAUCGAGAGGGCCAAGCCCGUCUGGUACGCGGGCAGGGGGCCGGCGGCCGCCCCGGCCACGGGCAACAAGAAGGCCCACCUCAUGGAGCUGCAGCGUUUCCUUGACAACGCCUUCGGCCUGGACGCCUUCAAGGACCAGCAAUAGAGCCCUGACCUCUGACCCCUGACACACCCAAAACAAUACAACCUCCCCCCCCCUCCACCCACCCCUCCCCCCUCAGAUGGCACCCAUAGUACACACUGUCUGUUCCAACUACAAGCAGUACUACUACAGUACUAGCAGUAUCAGUAGUACUGUUUCUCCUAAUUAAUAAAUGAAAUAAAAAGCCAGGUAUUCAGAUACUUGGUGUGAUGCAGUGUGUACUUUAUGGUGUCAGUAUGUAGUACAUCUGAUGGUACAUUUGUACAGCAACAAGUUGUACAACAGUACUACUAUUUUGAAGUAUGUGAUACUUAAAUAAACAUAAUUCAUUCAGUCUAAAGUACACAAAUACAAAAAAAUACUCAGAUGGUUUUCUUAAAGUCUUUAAAAACAGCAACAUUUAAAAUAAAGUUGUUCCGAUUGGAUACGAGCUGAUAUGAUGUCAUCAUCGUUAGCAUCGUUUGCAUUGUUAGCAUUGUUAGCGCUACCCAUUGAAAGCAAAUGGGAGCCCAGCUACAACAGGUGGUUGUUUGGGUUUUUUUGCCUUUUCAUUCUUUUUUGGGGGGUGGUCCAUGAUUAGUUGGUCACCGUGGCAACGCUUUACUCGCACAUUGAGUUUUGUUUUUCUUUACAUUGGGGGAUUAGAAUGGAAAAGGGGUCUGCGCCAUGAGGCCCCCCCAUGAGCUCAACCAAAUGCACUGCUGAUGAUGAUUAACUCUUCCUCCUCCCCCC
Pungitius pungitius (ninespine stickleback) is the source of this 4112-nucleotide messenger RNA. It is a transcript of the gene ogdha, whose product is annotated as oxoglutarate dehydrogenase a. Gene Ontology annotation, biological process: tricarboxylic acid cycle. Gene Ontology annotation, cellular component: mitochondrion; oxoglutarate dehydrogenase complex. The transcript is spliced from 23 exons. The record is from RefSeq and is a predicted model, not a curated record. Gene Ontology annotation, molecular function: oxoglutarate dehydrogenase (succinyl-transferring) activity; thiamine pyrophosphate binding. Bases 312 to 3383 code for a protein of 1023 amino acids. NCBI's taxonomy places the organism in Eukaryota, Metazoa, Chordata, Actinopteri, Perciformes, Gasterosteidae.